This is a messenger RNA of Eucalyptus grandis, 2974 nucleotides long. Its product is annotated as E3 ubiquitin-protein ligase WAV3. NCBI's taxonomy places the organism in Eukaryota, Viridiplantae, Streptophyta, Magnoliopsida, Myrtales, Myrtaceae. The record is from RefSeq and is a predicted model, not a curated record.
AUAUUAAAUUUGUCUCUAUAUAAUCCUCAGCUCGCAUCGUUCGAUCCCAUAUGAUGCCCCUUUUCCUUCUCUCUUUCUCCCAAAAUCGGAUCUUGCACUUUUUGUCUCCACCCUCAAUAAAGUACCUAAACAAAAGAGGAAGAAAAGAGAUCUCUCCUUCCUCUCUCCUUCCUCUUCUUCGUCUUCCUUAUCUCUGCCUCUCUCUCUCUCUCUCUCUCUCGACUGCGCAGAAGAUGGGCACUGGUUGGAGAAGAGCAUUCUGCACGACCAUCCCUCGAGACCGAGAAUCCAAGGCUCUCGAGAAGCAGCACCAGCGGAAGAGUAUCAGCCCAGGCCCCAGCCCUCGUAAAUGCGCCGCCGCCAAGCUAGGGUUCUUGUCCGGCGGGAGCAACCCCACCACGCCGCGAGUGCAGGCUCACCGCGAACCUCCGCCUCCCUCUUCUUCAACCCCGAGCCUGCUCCGAUGCCGAACGGCUCCAGGAUCGUCUCCGGCUGCCGGCACAGCGAGCGUGAGCCACAGCGAGACCCCGAGGCUCGAGUGCAAGACCUCCACUCCCAAGUCGACGAAGAUGACGCCCAAAUCGCUGCCUGGCUCCAACUCUUCGUCUCCGCGGUCUCCGCUCAAGUUGUCUUUCUUCAAGAACAGCUUCAAGUUCAGAACCACGUGCGGGGUGUGCUUCGGCAGUGUCAAGACAGGCCGCGGCGCGGCGAUAUACACAGCGGAGUGUAGCCACGCCUUCCACUUCGCCUGCAUCGCCGCCCACGUCCGGAAGCACGGGGCGUUGGUCUGCCCCAUCUGCAACGCCUCCUGGACCGACGUCCCCUUGCUCUCCAUCCACAAGGACCUCCACCGCGGAGAUUCUCAGCCACACUUAGACCCACCACAGCCAUCGCCACGGGCCGAAUCAGUCAAGCUCGAGGACAAGAAGAUGAUCGAAUCUUUUGCUUCACCCAGAGCCGCGAGACCUACCACGCCAAAAUUGCCAGAACCGGUUUCGCCUAAGUUGGCCUACUCGAGAUGCUACGACGAUGACGAGUCCCUGCUGUCCCCCAAGUACGGGGCGAGAUUCGUUCCGAUCGACGAGGGAGAAGGAGAAGAAGGAGAAGAGCAAGAGGAGGAGGUUGAAGAGUUUCAGGGGUUCUUCGUCAACCCGACUCCGUCGUGCGCCGACGUUUCGCAAAUGACGAAUUCCAAAGACUCGACGCACGUCGACGUGAAGAUCUUGCCUCAGUCCGCCGUCGUCUCCCUGUCCAAGAGCUGCGCCACCUACGUCGUCGCCUUGCGGAUCAAGGCGCCGCCCCCCGCGGCCGCCACGCGGAGCGGCCUCGACCCAGCGCGCCGCGCGCCGAUUGACCUCGUCGCGGUGCUCGACACCAGCGGCAGCAUGACCGGCGCCAAGCUGCAGAUGCUGAAGCGCGCCAUGCGCCUGGUCAUCGGCUCGCUCAGCUCGGCCGACCGUCUGUCUCUGGUAGCCUUCUCGGCGGCUCCCCGGCGGCUGCUGCCUCUGAGGAGGAUGACGGCUCAGGGCCAGCGCGCGGCUCGGCGGGUCGUCGACCGUCUCACGUGCGGCCAGGAGAGCGCGGGGGACGCCUUGAGGAAGGCCGCGAAGGUGCUCGAGGACCGGCGAGAAAACCCCGUAGCCAGCAUCAUCUUAUUAUCCGAUGGCCAGGACGAAACGGUCCCUUACAGCGGCGAGAAUCAAAGGCAGGCGUCGAGCCACGUGCCGUCCACGCGCUUCGCCCACGUCGAGAUACCGGUCCACGCCUCCGGGUUCAGCAAGAGCGGCGGCCGCGGCUUCGGUCGCGAGCCAUCGGAGGAUGCCUUCGCGAAGUGCGUCGGCGGCUUGCUGAGCGUGGUGGUGCAGGAUCUGACGAUCAAGCUCGGGUUCGCGUCCGGAUCCGACGCGGCGGAGGUCGCCGCCGUCUACUCGUGCGGCAACGGGCGGCCCGCCUUGCUCGGCUCGGGGGGGUCGGUCCGGCUCGGCGACCUGUACGCCGAGGAGGAGAGGGAGCUGCUCGUGGAGCUGCGGGUGCCGACUUCGACCGUCGGGUCCCACCACGUGAUGACGGUGCGAUGCGGCUACAGGGACCCGGCGACGCACGAGGCCGUCAUCGGGUCGGAGCGGGCGCUCGUGGUUCCACGGCUCCACGCCGUCCGGUCAUCGGACCCGAGGGUGGAGCAGCUCAGGAGCCUCUUCGUCACGACGAGGGCCGUCGCGGAGUCGAGGAGAUUGACGGAGUACGGCGACUACACGAGCGCCUAUCACAUGCUGGCGUCGGCUCGGGCCCUGCUGAUGCAGUCGGGCUCGGAGCCGGCGCAGGAGUUCGUGAGGGAGCUGGAGGCCGAACUGGCGGAGCUGUACUGGAGCAGGCAGCAAGCCCUGGAGAUGCGGCAGAUGAUGCAACGGAGAGGGAGCGAGAGGGCGGAGACGGCGACGGCGACGGCGACGGUCGACGCGAGUGGGGAGCCGCUCACGCCGUCGGCGAAGUCGGUUGGCGCGGCGAUUGGGAAGAAGUCGCUGGGUCGAGUAAGCGACUUGCAUGGCCUUGAAAACGCCAGAUUCUGAAUCCUGAUUUUCUGCUCGACAGUCAAAAGUACAUUUUGGAAGAGAAAAUAGUUUGACACCAAAAAUAGGAAAAAUCAUUAGCUAGCCACAUCCGGACCGUAUAGGCCACAUACGCCUGAUCCGUUGGAUCAUGUUGAUCCCACACGAAGCGACAGAUGUUGUGCACCGGUCUAAAACCAAAACGGGCGCGUGCAGUAACUUCUCGAAAAAUUGGGGGCGUAGUGUAUUGUAUUAGCUGGUAAACAUGUCUUGCGGUUUUGUGAAAUGUCUGGGUUAAAACAUUGACACUUGUUGCUCGUUAGGAGGAGGUUUGACAUUGACGGCCAGGGUUCCAUUUUGAAUUGUGUGAAUUAAGGGACGACGUGUAAAUGAAUUGUUAGUGCAAUGGAAUUUUCUUUUUCCCUUUU